Molecule: messenger RNA, 852 nt
Organism: Diaporthe citri
Lineage: Eukaryota; Fungi; Ascomycota; Sordariomycetes; Diaporthales; Diaporthaceae
Exons: 2
Coding region: 1-852 (283 amino acids)
Source: RefSeq, a predicted model, not a curated record
AUGGCAGACGGUCUUCACAGCAACGGUCAUAACGGCACCGGCCAGACGGGCUGCGGUCAGAACGGCUCCUAUCAGAACGGCUCCGGUCAGAACGGCAUCGAGCGGAAGAACGGAAUCGACCAGGACAGCGGCACCGACCAGAAGAUUAGAACCGGCCAGAAUGGUACCCGUCCGAACGGCACCGACAACAAUGUCCCCACUGUCCGGAACUGCACCUGCGAGUUCCCCAAGAUCUACGCGGACGAGUAUGGCAAAGAGAUUGGCAAGAUCAAGAGAAUACUCAAAACCGAAACCCUGCAGAUGAACGAUGGCGGCCGAUACAGCCGCCCUCACGUUUGCGAUCCCAACCCAAACGAGUGGAGGGAGGUUAUCCCACCUGUUCGUCCCAAGACUCCUCCCAAACACAAGUCACUCUGGGUCGUCCGCCAGAGUCAAAUCGACAAGAACCCACACUGGUCGCUUUUCGCCGCCUUUGACAACGACAACGAUGGCACGAAGGGCAGGAUCUGGCAGGUCAACGGAGAUCCCGACGUGGGAAUGUUCUACGCCCACCGCAGCUCCGUUCCGGGCGUCGCGAUCUUCAUCUCCGCCUCGUUCCUCGACAGCAUCCUCGUUUGCGACGCGCUCACCGAGGAGUGGGAGGCCCGAGUCGACGAGAUCGCCAACAACAUCAAGCCCCCCGGCCCCAAAGAGACGCCCACCAACGGCCAGCGUCGCAAGAUAGACUUCCAGCGCAAGACCUGCAAGAAUUGGGUGUGGGACGUGCUCGACCAGCUCGCGGACGAGGGCAUCACUUCGCCCGCAGUUCCUGCCGAGGCGAGAAGCCUUCAGCCUGUGAAGACAGUCGAGUAG